AUGUUUCGUCGCCAUUGUGUAGUUGUCGAGUGGAUGUCUCAACAUUCUGAAUUUGAGUGGAUAUUAUUUAUUGAUGGGGAUAUGGCUGUUGUUAAUCCAAAUCAUUCUUUAUUUGAAUAUAUUAAUGGAGAACAAAUUAUUUUUAUUGAUAGAAUAUUCAAUAAUGAAAUAAUGGCUGGCAGUUAUUUAGUUAAGUAUGUUAAUAUUUAA
Molecule: messenger RNA, 210 nt
Organism: Meloidogyne enterolobii
Lineage: Eukaryota; Metazoa; Nematoda; Chromadorea; Rhabditida; Meloidogynidae
Source: the annotation of a GenBank genome assembly